This is a messenger RNA of Chara braunii, 1255 nucleotides long. The record is from the annotation of a GenBank genome assembly. Lineage: Eukaryota; Viridiplantae; Streptophyta; Charophyceae; Charales; Characeae.
CAAAUGCAAAGUGUGCCUGCAUGCAGCGUGCCGAACGAGAAUCCCUAAGAAGAUCGCACAAAAUCGGGAGGUGCGAGCAGUUCGACGUGUGACGUGACCCACAAGGUGAGUUCCAUUGAACAAAUGCAAACGGAUUCGCCUACACCCCUCAGAGCACUUGAGAAUGCAUUGAUUMAUGGCAAUCGUCACGGGUUCCAGGGGAGGCCUCACACUCUUCAAGGAAACACGGAACACAACAUGCUGGCAGACGCCGAUGAGGAUGACUUGGCGGUUCCAGAUGCCCUUCCGAGGUUCAUUCCCAAUCGCAUUAUGCAGGCCAGCGAACGACCGUACUUCAUUGAAGACAAGGUGCUAGAAACGACGUCUGAGAAGUGGGGGCAUCACAUUUUGUGGCAUACAGACGUAUUCGAGCCAUGCAUUUUUAAAGGGGAGUGGCUGAUGGCACUGCAUCUAACAUCAGGAUGGAAAGUCAAACCGAGACUGGCAGAAGUACUGUGGCUGAAAGUGACGAAGAGCGAAAUCGUCUUCCAUGUCAGUCGCGAAAACGACGGAGCGGACGAGGCAGCUAUUGAGGACAAGGCUCAAUGGCUAUUCGAUUCUCUGCACUCCAACAAUCAGCUGGAAUAUAAACACAAGUUCUAUGACUUACCRUCAAGCCGGUCAUACAAGACCAUCGAUUGGAAGAUGGAACUUCAUCCUGCGUGCCACAACAUUGAGACAAUCCAGUUCGAAUGCUCACAGCUUGGGGGGCAGUCGACGACGCACUUGGCUGCCAGUGUUGGGGAAGCGAUGAGUCAAACCAAUGUUAAGAUAAUGGGGGUGAACAAGGAAACAUGGAAUGUCGACAAAGAUCCUUCGAACGUCGCAUCGUACGGACCUCCUCUAAUAACUCAGGUGGAAAACCAGAGUGCAUCACAGAUGGAGAGCCYCACUCCUUCCACGGACAUGGCGGUUUCAGAUGCAAUGCAACAAGGUGGRUAUGCAGAACGUGCGAGURAGGUGCAAAUAGAUUCCGAUGAGAUGAUGAAACUGCUGGAUGAGGCGRAGAAGGAUGGGAAGAGGAAGCUUGAGGGAUCAACCACGUCCWAGACGGUGAUUAAUUGUAUAUCGUUAAGCGAUGAAGGGGUAGACGUACAUGUAGAYGGGCGCGAUGACAAUGAGGAUGCARAGGACAAUGUCGAUGAAUAUAAGGUAGUGGAUGACGGAGGUCAACCUGCGAGAUGAUCGACAAGAGAGAUAAAGAAAAAACACCCGA